Molecule: messenger RNA, 5998 nt
Organism: Mizuhopecten yessoensis (Yesso scallop)
Lineage: Eukaryota; Metazoa; Mollusca; Bivalvia; Pectinida; Pectinidae
Exons: 36
Coding region: 15-5693 (1892 amino acids)
Cellular component (GO): extracellular matrix
Source: RefSeq, a predicted model, not a curated record
GUUUCGAUACAGACAUGAUGCGGUGGUGCAGUUACCAAGUUGUGUUGGUAUAUUUAUUGGAGUUGGGUCUACUUACCGUCGCUGCUGCAGCAAAUGACCCGUGCGACUCAAAACAUGUUCUACCAGAUAUGGACAAACGGGGUAUCAAUUCUACCCUCGGUCAGAGUGGUCAUAUCAUUGAUGAUCACUACAAUAUCCCCGCCGAAGGACAAUGGUACAGGGUGGAAUCUCAGCACAUGUUGAAUAAUGUCUCAUUCAUUCAUGAACUCAAGGCGUGUGGAACAGUAUUCCCCAUCUAUUUAAAUGGGAGUUUACCUCAGAGACAAGAUGGGAUCGUUGACAGGGUCGUCUGCACUGUGGGGUUCGGUAGUCUUUGUCAACAUCCGAUGAAUAUUAAGAUAAAAAUGUGUCGAGACUUUUCAGUUUACUUUCUGAAACGACCAGCCAGUACUUCAUCGGCAUUCUGCUUUUUGUACCCAGAAAAUACGUUGCCGCCGAAGUUUGAUAUCCUGAAACCUACCGUCAAUGUUUCACUCGUCAACAAGAUUAGUCCUGUCUUUCAUGUGGACUUACAAAGUCUACAGUUUAUUUGUGACUUCACAUUACUGAGUGAGGACCUGCUGUACGAGGUAAUAUGGUAUAUAGAUGGGAAGGCCAUCAGUGAAACAAAGAUCGCUAAUAGGACGGAGAUUGAACAACUGGUUUUGGAAGAACAACCAGGUCAACUGGAACGACUCGGAGUCAAUGUGGCCUGUGCCGUGAGAACGCGUUUGACACCAAAUGACGUCCCCGGAAUGUUGUCUCCAAGAAGUGACCCCUUCUAUGCUGGGAUUACGACUACUCCAUCGGUAACUUUACACAGAGAAUCACCCACUACGUACAUUGUGGUUAAACCUACCGUACCUGUUGGCUGCCCGACACUCUUUCAAGAUGUCUGCGAAGUGGUUGUAGAGCUUAUCCUUCCUGAGACGUACAAGUGUAGGGGCAGUAUUGGAGCCGUUCUGCCUACCGGAGCUCAGACUUGUGGCAAACAUAUCCGCCAUGACGAGUGGGACAAAGAACAUAAUAUCUACAUCGCCUGGCUGGACGAUCAGACGUACAACGGUCAUCCAGACAAUUACAAAGUCAGUCUCCGUACAGCUAUCAAUAACUAUCACCCUAUCUGGAGCAACGUCGUCCUUGGUGAUGUCAACGUCAUAAUGGAGGACAACUCACAUCUUUGGAAGGGAAAAGAGUGUCAUGCUAUCUGUGACCCCCACAUGAAAACGUUUGAUGGAAGGAACUACGAGAAUCAAAAUGAUGGAACUUUUAUCUUUUAUGAAAACGAUGAUCCGAACAAAAAAGUCCAGGUACAAAUGAAGGUGACGCCCUGUAACGCUCCGGCUCACGUGUUUUGUGUAUGCGCUAUUGCUGUGCGGGCUGGUGGGGACGUUUUCGUCAUUGACAGUUGCCCUGGCAUAUAUCGCCCGAUAUUUGAGUUCCGUUCAUGUGAAGAUCACAUACUGGAUGUCAGGAAAAUCAACGAACAUUUCUACAAAAUCUAUUUGCCAAGCGGUACCUACCUGAGUGCCAGACUUUGGCAUUACACUGGAAAGGAUGUAAUGGACUUGCACAUGUUUCCAUCCGCUGCUGACACGUUCCACACACGAGGCCUAUGUGGGACGCUCAACGGUCGAACGGAUGACGAUUUUACUAAACCUAAUGGACAGAUUACCGGAGAUAAUAAUAUCUUUGCUAAAUCUUGGAGUGUAACCGACGAGGAUGAAAAUCUUAUUACGAUGUCUGCUGAUAAUCUCGCAAAGUUGGCAACUUGGAAUAAAACAGAAAAUACACAGUUCUGCACGUGUAACGGACCGUCACGUAAUAUUUCCUGUACACAUGGUGCCAUAGCGACGUGUGUCAGGGAUGACGAAUCACCCGUGGUUAAAAAGAAGGGAUGCUUGUUAAAAAGGUCAAGGUCAUUACGCCCGAUCUCUUCCAUACCUCACACAACCCAACCCUCAAUUGUGGAUCCCCAACAGCAGAUAUGGAACAUGUCAACAGCUACUGCUUACUGUGAAAAAAUCAUGAAAGAUUCCACUUCCUUUCACGCUUGUGCCGAACAAGUUCCAGCAACAGACCCGGGCAAUUCUAUCGAUACAUGUGUCCUGGAUAUCAUGGCCACCCAGACAACAAUGUGGGCCACCUCCGCUAGGGAAUCCUUAAAAUCCGUCUGUCUGAAGGAACUGAAACAGAACACCACGUACCAGGAAGAGGACUCGCCCGACAGGCCUUCCAUUGCCCAGCAAAUUAAAGAGAUCACGUGUGCGAACGAGUGUAGUGGAUAUGGGCAGUGUGACAACGGUACAUGUGUGUGUAUUGCCUAUUUCGGAACUGCCGAUUGUUCCGUAGACAUUCGGAUACCUCCAGAUACACAUGGCGUAAACCUCGACACCAAUAGCACAUGUGACCUUAACGUAUGUUCCAUGGCGAUUGUUGAAGGAGAUACGUUCGUUGAUACUGCUACCCUCACCUGCCAUAUUACUUUAUAUAAGAUACACACUGACGAUACAGAAGAAUUGUAUAAGCAAUUUACUACUUCCGGUCAAUUUAACACACUGAUGGAGGUAUUUUGUCCAUUACCGCACACACGGAGUCUUCCAAGCAGUGACGAAUUUGCCCAGCGCUGGUCAAUAGGGGUCAGCAAUGACGGACAAAAUUUCGGGAAAGAAUCUGACCUGAUCGUCUACAAUGGAGGUUGUCAAAAAGUGGAACACGAUAACGUAUCGUCCGUACUUAUGCAAGAUAACUUUUGCUUUAUUCGAGGUGUAUGUGUACCUGAAGGAAAUAUCAAUCCAACGGAGUCAUGUUGGAUAUGUCAAAUCUCUGAUCCUGCAUCAAGAUAUCAAUGGAGCAGAAACCCUGGUAACUGUCUCAUUAAUGGAGUGUGCAUUGCCGAUGGCGAAGUAAAGAGACACGACAACUGCUCCAGAUGUGACGUUUCUGUAUCAAUCGACCAAUGGACUGCAAACAUAGUAAACGUCGACUGCAAAGAUAAACUUAAGGAGACCACUACUGCUGGAGCUGUGUUACCAUUCUUUGAGAUACACAAACCAACGGUGAAUGUUUCACUGGUCAACACGUUCAGCACUGUAUUUAACGUGGAUGUACAAGGUCUACAAUUUGUGUGUGGCUUCAAACUUUUGGACGAGGACCUCCUGUACGAAGUUAUAUGGUAUAUCGAUGGGAAGGCCAUCAAUGAAACAAAGAUCGCAAACAGGACAGAACUUGAACAAUUGGUUUUGGAAGAAGGAGCAGGUCAACUGGAACAGCUUGGAGUUAAUGUUGCAUGCACUGUGAGAGCGCGAUUGUUACCAGAUGGUGUCUUUGGCCGAGUGUCACCUACAAGUGAUCCAUUCUAUGCCGGCAUUAAAUCUACACCGUCCGUAACCUUGCAUAGAGAGACACCAACUGCAUACAUUGUGGUGAAGCCUACUGUACCAAUUGGAUGCCCGGCAUUUUUUCAAGAUGGCUGCGAAGUUGUAGUCGAGCUGCUCCUUCCUGAGACAUACAAGUGUAGGGCCAACAUUGGAGCCGUUCUGCCUACUGGAGCUCAGACAUGUGGCAAACACAUCCGCCAUGACGAGUGGGACCAGGAACACAAGAUAUACAUCGCCUGGUUGGACGAUCAGACGUAUAACGGUCACCCGGACAGUUACAAAGUCAGUCUCCGUACGGCUGUCAAUAAUUAUAAUCCUAUCUGGAGCAACGUUGUCCUUGAUGUUGUCAACGUCGUCAUGGACGACAACACAAACCUGUGGAAGGGGAAAGAGUGCCAUGCUAUAUGUGAUCCUCACAUGAAAACGUUUGAUGGCAGGAACUACGAAAAUCAAAACCCUGGAACUUUUAUCCUUUAUGAAAAUGAUGAUCCCAACAAAAAAGUUCAGGUACAAAUGAAGGUGACGCCCUGUAACCCUCCGGCUCAUGUGUUUUGUGUGUGCGCCAUCGCCGUGAGGGCAGGUGGGGACGUUUUCGUCAUCGACAGGUGCCCGGGAAUAUAUCGCCCCAUAUUUGAGUUCCGCACAUGUGAAGAUCACAUACUGGAUGUCAGGAAAAUCAACGAACAUUUCUACAAAAUAUACCUGCCGAGUGGAACUUACCUUAGUACCAAGCUUAUGCAUUACACUGGGAAGGACGUCAUGGACCUGCACAUGUAUCCAUCCGCUGCCGACACGUUUCACACUCGAGGGCUUUGUGGGACGCUAAAUGGACAAACGGACGACGAUUUUGCCGAGCCGGAUGGACAAAUUACAGGAGAUAAUAAUAUUUUCUCAAGAUCAUGGAGUGUAACCGACGGAGAAAACCUUAUUACAAUGUCUGCUGACGCUCUCGAGAAAUUGGCGACGUGGAAUAAGACAGAUAAUGCACAGUUUUGCACGUGUAACGGACCGUCACGCAAUAUUUCCUGUACGCCUGGUGCUAUAGCGACGUGUGUCAGGGAUGACGAAUCACCCGUGGUUAAACAGAAGGGAUGUAGGGUCAGGAAGUCUAGGUCAUUUCUCCCAAUCUCUCUGAUGCCUAAUACUACCCCGCCUGUUUUGGUGGGUCCCCAACAGCAGAUAUGGAACAUGACCAAAGCCACAGACUACUGUGAAAAAUACCUCAGAGACUCGACAUCAUUUGAUGCAUGCGCCAAACAAGUUCCGGCAACAGACCCAGGCAAUGCCAUCGAUACAUGUGUCCUUGAUAUUAUGGCCACCCAGACAACGAUGUGGGCUACCUCCGCUAGGGAAUCCAUGAAAUCCGUCUGUCUGAAGGAACUGAAACAGAACACCACGUACCAGGAAGAGGACUCGGAUGACCAACCGUCCAUUGCUAGGCAAAUUAAAGAGAUCACGUGUCCUAACGAAUGUGAUGGACAUGGUCAGUGUGACAAUGGUACCUGUGUGUGUAGUACGUAUUUCGGAGCCGCUGAUUGUUCCGUAGACAUCCGCAAACCUCCUCACAUAUAUGGUGUUAACCUCGACACCAACAACACGUGUGACCUUAACGUAUGCCAGACGGCCAUUGUGGAAGGAGAGACGUUUAUCGAUACCAGUAGUCUCACGUGUCAUAAUACCUUAUAUCAGAUUCAUAGUAACGGCACAGAGACAAAUUUCCUGCAAUGGACAUCUCACGCGCAAUUCAACACACUUGUGGAGGUAUUUUGUCCGACUCCGUACGCAUUGAGCCAUCAAGAUAAGAAUCGGUUUGCCUACAGAUGGUCAGUUGGGGUCAGCAAUGACGGUCAGCAUUUCGGAAACGUCUCGGAUCUUAUUGUUUACGACGGCAUUUGUCAGAAUGUUGUCCAAAAUGGCACGCUGUCAGUAGAGAUGGAAGUUAACUUUUGCUUUAUCGACGGAGUAUGCAUACCAGAGGGAAAUACACAUCCAUCGGAUUUAUGCCAUGUAUGCCAAGCUGCUGAUCCUCGAUUAAGAUUUCAGUGGAGUAGAAAUCCAGGUUAUUGUCUCAUAAAUGGAGAGUGUAUUGUUGAUGGCCAAGCGAAGAGUGACGACAACUGCUCCAGUUGUGACGUUUCCAUAUCAUUGGACCAAUGGAUUUCACUGACAGGUCACGUCGACUGUGAUGGCAGACAAUCGAACACCUCUAUAUUUGGAUUGAAGAAUGAGACGUGUAAGUUAUAUAAAUAUAAAUCCAAUCCAUUCGGUAGAUAAGCAGUCUUGGUUUGGUUAAUUUCAAUGAUAUUUUGUGAGAUCUGACUACAUCAAACUCAAGAUAAUUCGUAAAGAUGCGUUACCACGACAUCAUAGAUAAAGUUUGUAUAACUUGUACCGUUGAAAAAAUUGUGUUCAAUUGAUGUGAUUUUACAAUGUAUAUAAAAUUAUACAACUUAUAUCCGGACCCCAUAUGGAACUACCAUUUCUAUGGUUGGUUUUCAUACUGAAGAGUGUAAAUUAAUAUAGAUUAUCACAUUGUAUUUUCAAGGUUUGUCGUGAGAACAAUUUUCUCAUCGCGAGCA